AUGUCGUCUUCAUCGGUCAGGACUUUUCUUUCAUCCCGAACCGCUGCAAGAGCUCAAGCCAUCGUUAACCAUAUUAUGCCUGUAAUUCUUGAAAAUAUUCGAAAAGACAAUAACAUACUCCCAUCGGAAGCAUCGUAUGAUAUUUCUGAACAACAAUUGCAAAGUAUAUUCCCUCCUCAUAAUUAUCAAGAAGAGGAAUUAUUUACGCCCCAAAAGAAACUAAUCUCGCAUGCAUUUUCAAAAUAUGAAUUUGAUUUAUUCUUGAAAACUUUGAUGGACGCCAUUAAUAAUGGUAAAAUAGAUGCUUCUAAUUUGAUUGUUAUGGAUUUAUGUGGAAAAGUUCACGAUAUGAACAAUAAUAUUCUUAUAUUUGCUCUUCCAAAGCUCUCAUUCCUGAAAGAAAUCAAUCUGAGCAAUGUAAAAUUAAAUGAUGAUAUUAUUGUAGAAAUUUGUACUAAAAUUCCACAAAUUGAGCGAUUAAAGCUAGAAAACACAUCAAUUACGGACAAUGGUUGUAUUGGAUUGAUGAAAUCAUUGCCAAGACCUCAAAAUAUUAAGCAUUUAAAUUUGUCAAAAACAAGGGUCACUGAAAACUCCUUUAAAUACUUGGCUGAUCUUUUUUCAACCCUUGAAAGUCACUUAGAAAAAUUAGAAAUUGCAUGUAUCGAUAUAAGCCAAUUGACUGUCACAAGAUUAUUGAAAAGUUGUAGAAAAUUAUGUAAAAUUGAGAAAGGUGAUGAAGGCUUGUUUGUUAUUUUUAGAAAUGAUGUCAUACUGCAAGUACCAUCUAACCCAAACCAACGAAGCUAUUCUUUACAACUCUACCAUCCAUUACUCGAUGAAAAAAUUUUACGAAACAUUUUAAGCAUCUACAGAAACGUCAACGAUUUACAUUUGAAAAGUGAACGACUCUCCAACCACAAUGUUUCCAAUUCAAUACGAUUCUCAAACAUCAAAACACUUCAAUCCUUCACUCUCAAUGACCAACCUUUUAAGGUUAACUUUGAUUAA
Naegleria fowleri is the source of this 1011-nucleotide messenger RNA. RefSeq lists its product as uncharacterized. The record is from RefSeq and is a predicted model, not a curated record. The transcript has 3 exons. NCBI's taxonomy places the organism in Eukaryota, Heterolobosea, Eutetramitea, Acrasida, Naegleriidae. The coding region runs from base 1 to 1011 and encodes 336 amino acids.